UUCUGAAUUACAGUUACAGUGCCGGAGGGUCAGAUAAGACGGUUCCGCUCUUUGAGAUUUUUUUGUUUUUCUGUGUGUCGAUCUUAUCUUCUUCUCUCUUCUGGAGUCGUCUAAUCUAAAUUGAGAGAGUGGGUUGCUUUGUCUCUUUUCUACAGCUGUGAUCUAAAUUGGGAGUGUGAUCUGGAUUUCUACAAACAGUGGAUUGCUUAUUUUCUCUGCGGUCGUUUAAGGAGGAUUGAGAGGUUUUUGUUGCAUCUUUUGCAUUGGUUGGGUUAUAGUUUGAAAAAGGUCAGCACGAUUUUUUCGGAGGGAUCUUUCAACAGGAGAAGGGAGAGACAGAAACACUGACAGCGAAGUAGAGGUCGAUAGCAAGGUUUGGAUCCGGUUUGGGAGGGAUUUUUCAGCAGGAGAAGAGGUUUUAUGCAAAGGAGUAUUUGGAUUGUUGUUUUGCCGCUGUUCCUACUUUUGUUAAUUGGUGUUGCCUUGGUAUCCUGUUGUCAUUUAGAUAUCGGGAACAGCGUGCAAUCAAAUUUUCAAACUGUUUUCAAUUUCGAGAUGGCAAGUGAAAGUGUAAAAAGAGGAGUGAAAAGAUUGUUGCAAGAACAUUCUGCUGAAAAUUAUGAAAGUGGAGAGAUGGUUCAGAAAUCUAAUCGGAUUAACUCUAAGAGGUGGAGAAGAAUGUUUAAUUCGGAAAGUGCUGAAGAAUCGAUGCAAUGUCACAACGUUGAUGCAUUUGAACAUCCUGAGAAUCAAUAUGAAGGAGGUGAUCAAAAUACUGCUGCAGUUGUGAUAACACCUAGGCGUGUUUCGAGGAGAAUGAGACAAUUGUUAGAGCAGUAUUGUCCUCAGAAUCAUGAAACUGGAGACACGGUUGAAGAAGGAAGGCCUGAAUCUAAUUCAUCUGACUCACAGACUGAACAUUAUGACGGUCGAUUUAGAGUUGAUGACCAGUGUACUAUUUUAGCUGCAGAUGAAGGUUCAUUUGUGGCUGGAGGUCACUGUUCACAGUCAGUUGGUCAGGCAUUAUACCAAAGAAGCAAACAAGGUUGCCUCUUGAAAGUUUUUUAGUUUUUUUUCAGAAUGAAUAAUAGUGAUGUAAAUUCUCUAACGGAAAAUAUAUAUUUUCAUUGUAGGAUUGAAUGUGACAUAUCACGAUUUUGGUGAUAAUAUAUAUACCUGUAAUUAUUGUGGCGCAUGUUUUUGGCGUCAAGAAGCUAUUAAAAAUUCACCUUUGAAUGCA
Rosa rugosa (rugosa rose) is the source of this 1240-nucleotide messenger RNA. RefSeq lists its product as uncharacterized. Lineage: Eukaryota; Viridiplantae; Streptophyta; Magnoliopsida; Rosales; Rosaceae. The record is from RefSeq and is a predicted model, not a curated record. Bases 421 to 1068 code for a protein of 215 amino acids. The transcript has 9 exons.